AUGGAGAGUCGCCCCAAGAGCCUCGAAGACGACGACGCAGACGUCGAGCCCGACCAAUUCCUGUCAGAUCUGCCACCUCCAGAUCGUUUGGAACUCCCAACCGCCUCAAGUUCCGCGUCUGGACUGCAGCCCACGCCGUCCGCUCCUUUGUCCGCUGCCUCGGAGCCGCACGAGCGACGUGCCCAAGUCGGAGCAAGUCCCUAUUUGGCUCCGUUUACGCCGGGUGGUUCACCCCCUCCCUUUAAGGCCCCGGUCACUAUCAAGGGACGGGGAGUCAAUCGUAGUAAUAGUAAUAUGACUACUGCGAGUAAGAGUGGUCCAAAUAUGACUAUUCAGAAUAAUACCAGCAGGACCAGUCGAGACGUCAAGCCGUUGAAAGACGAUACAGCGACUGCUGGAUUCAUGCAUCCAGUGUUACUUCAAGACGACGUCAUGAAGCACUUGCCGCCACGAGUACUGGAGACUCUCGUGGACAUUGUCACGACAUUGGACCAACUCACAAAUGGGGUCGCGGAUUUUCGACCGGAUCAGCUCAAUUUUCUCACGGCAAAAGCCACGCAGUACGUGGAGUUACUUCACCAAGCAGAUCAAGCAGCAGCAGGUUACGAUGCCGACAUUCCGUUGCAAGUGCUACGGAAUAUGGAUGCAUCGGAAGACUCGAAUCCCGAGUUGUUUACGAAGACGCAGUUGGAAAAGUGCCAUGAAGAGAGUCAGCAAGCAGCAGCAAAGGUCGAGACACUAACGAUGCUGAAAGGAGCGUUACAAGCUGGACUGAAAGACCUCUAG
Molecule: messenger RNA, 786 nt
Organism: Peronospora matthiolae
Lineage: Eukaryota; Oomycota; Peronosporomycetes; Peronosporales; Peronosporaceae
Source: the annotation of a GenBank genome assembly